This is a messenger RNA of Limulus polyphemus (Atlantic horseshoe crab), 606 nucleotides long. RefSeq lists its product as uncharacterized. The record is from RefSeq and is a predicted model, not a curated record. Bases 1 to 606 code for a protein of 201 amino acids. Lineage: Eukaryota; Metazoa; Arthropoda; Merostomata; Xiphosura; Limulidae. The transcript has a single exon.
AUGGUCAAGUCCAACAUUUCUGUUUGUCAAUGUGUGGGACCUGUAGAGAAGUAUCAUCAACGUGUGGGACCUGUAGAGAAGUAUCAUCAACGUGUGGGACCUGUAGAGAAGUAUCGUCAACGUGUGGGACCUGUAGAGAAGUAUCGUCAACGUGUGGGACCUGUAGAGAAGUAUCGUCAACGUGUGGGACCUGUAGAGAAGUAUCGUCAACGUGUUGGACCUGUAGAGAAGUAUCGUCAACGUGUGGGACCUGUAGAGAAGUAUCGUCAAUGUGUAGGACCUGUAGAGAAGUAUCGUCAAUGUGUGGGACCUGUAGAGAAGUAUCGUCAAUGUGUAGGACCUGUAGAGAAGUAUCAUCAACGUAUUGGACCUGUAGAGAAGUAUCGUCAAUGUGUAGGACCUGUAGAGAAGUAUCGUCAAUGUGUGGGACCUGUAGAGAAGUAUCGUCAAUGUAUGGGACCUGUAGAAAAAGUAUCGUCAAUGUGUGGACCUGUAGAGAAGUAUCGUCAAUGUGUGGGACCUGUAGAGAAGUAUCGUCAAUGUGUGGGACCUGUAGAGAAGUAUCUUUCUACCAAAUCUCAUAUAAAUUGGUCAAAACAAGACUAA